AUGCCCCCAGAUCAAAGAUCACGUUCGCUUCUACAGAGACAUCGAGGUAAAUUACUCAUUUCGUUGACUGGAAUAGCUGCUCUGUUCACUACGGGGUCGGUGGUAGUGUUCUUCGUGAAGAGGUGGUUGUAUAAGCAGCAGUUACGGAUUACCGAACAGCACUUCAUUAAAGAGCAGAUCAAAAGAAGGUUUGAGCAGACGCAAGAAGAUUCAUUGUACACGAUAUACGAGCUGCUACCUGUAUGGGGAAUGGUUUUGAAUGAAAACGAUUUGAAUUUGGACAGCAUCGUUACCCAAUUAAAAGACCAAAAAAACAAGUCCACCAGAGCAAAGUCUAAUGAAAGCGGAGAAGCUUCACCGUUGAAGACCAAGGCUGAGCUGUGGAACGAGUUAGAACUAAAGAGUUUGAUCAAGCUGGUUACAGUAACAUACACAGUGUCGUCACUGAUCCUUUUAACUAGACUACAACUAAAUAUCUUGACAAGAAACGAGUAUCUGGACUCCGCAAUAAAAUUAACUAUGCAGCAGGAAAACUGCAACAAACUCCAGAAUAGGUUUUAUAACUGGGCCACAUCGUGGUGGAGCGAUCCGGAGAAGAGAGUGGGUGAUGCAAUGGCAGCAAAGAAGUCAAAGAAAGACGGCCAGGAAGUGUAUAUUAAUGAACAAGCCUUCCUAUCACUAUCGUGGUGGAUUCUAAAUAAAGGUUGGCUGAGGUACAACGAAAUAAUUGCAAAUCAAAUCGAAGUUGAAUUCAACGGUAUACACCCAAGAGAUACCUUAACACUAGAGGAAUUUAGUUCUCGUCUCACCAAUAUAUUCCGAAACACAAAUUCCCAAAUACUCCAGCAAAAUAAUAACAGCCUCACUUCGAUUUUGCUUCCUCAAGAUUCCAGUGGGCAGGAGUUCCUUCUUUCGCAGACACUUGACGCGGAAGCGUUAACAAGUUUCCACUCCAACACGCUAGUUUUUAAUCAAUUAAUAAACGAACUGACUCAAUGUAUUGAAAGCACAGCAACAUCCAUAGUGUUAGAAUCCCUAAUAAACGAAUCAUUCCACUUCAUAAUGAACAAGGUUGGAAUAAAGACAAUGGCCAAGAAGAAACCUGGACAAGAAGAUCAGCAACACUACCAAAUGGCCGUUUUCACUAUGUCCAUGAAGGACUGUUGCCAAGAAAUGCUUCAAACAGCUGUGGGAUCUGCCCAUGGCGGCGGAGUGAACGAAUACCUGGCCGCGUUGGAUUCCGUGCAGCCGCUCGACGAUCUGAGUGCUAGUGUGUACAGCAAUUUUGGCGUUUCCAGCUCGUUCGCCUUCAAGGAUUGA
This is a messenger RNA of Saccharomyces paradoxus, 1320 nucleotides long. RefSeq names its product Pex3p (gene PEX3). Lineage: Eukaryota; Fungi; Ascomycota; Saccharomycetes; Saccharomycetales; Saccharomycetaceae. Gene Ontology annotation, molecular function: protein-macromolecule adaptor activity. Gene Ontology annotation, biological process: protein import into peroxisome membrane. The transcript has a single exon. The record is from RefSeq and is a predicted model, not a curated record. Bases 1 to 1320 code for a protein of 439 amino acids. Gene Ontology annotation, cellular component: peroxisomal membrane.